AUGUCAUCAUCCCGUCCGCCGCUGCCGUCCUCGACGUCGGUAGUGAGUCUCUUGGGCGGUGCAGAUGAGCUUACUAUCGGUAUUAGCAGUCGCGUUCUAUUCUGUGGUCAGUUAGAAAAGCGUCGAGAUGGCGCUGUGCGUGGAGGCUGGGCUUCGCGGCUCUUUGUCCUGACGCCGGACACGCUGUACUAUUACCGCAAAACUACCGAGUUGGAAUUAUUAGGCGAAGAACGCGGUCAUAUCGCACUAGGUUCGAUCACGAGGGUGCGUGCCUUGCCGCAAGAAGAAGCGCCUUGCACGAUAGUCGAUCCAGGUGUUGAACACUACUAUCUUGAGAUUUGCACGGAGGACCAUCUGUACUUGAUGCGGACUUUGCUUCGAGAGGCGUCAACAUGUGAGAGCUGGUCAAUUGCCAUUGAGGAGCAGCGCAAGAUGCUGCGCGUGGGAAAGGUGGACCAAUACAACAGCAGUUUGAGCUCCGUCGCUUGCGCAGAGGCGCUGCCCAGCCCUACUUUACUUGCACGGAACCACGAACUCUCUUCGCGUUUCGAAGCAUCGCCUCCUCGUGUGGCCAUGGUCUCGGUUGUGCACGUAAGUAAACAGGAAGCGCAGCCAGCAGAAAAGGUGAUAAAACGAGGGAUUGAGUGGGGCGAAAAGCUGGACCUCGGUGUGAUUCCGCAAGGGGGAGCAUGCGUCAUACUUCUUCAGAAUGGCGGUCUCGGUCGUAUUGGCACUCAAGCUCUCAUGAGCAGUUGGGACUCAGGCCAUGUUUGCUGGAUUGAAGUUACGGACGCCGAGUUGCCCACGGAGGUUGAGAUCUCAGUGACUUGCAAGGUUUUGUCGCAGAAGAACCGAUUGAAUUCCACCAAGCCUUCGUGUGCUCAGGAAGGGCUACCGAAGUGGAUCGAGUGGGUGGAUGAAGGCUCGAGCAUUGGUUUUCUGCUCAUGUGCCUGUUCGUCCAUUUGCUAUAUGGUGUCGACGGCUUCCACUGGUCGCACAAGUGCUGCCUCACCGUUGGUGCCGCUCUUGCCAUUUCAACAAUUUUAAACGGAUCUGCUAGAAGUGCACCGACGCCUGUGUUAACGCCUCGAUAUUUGAGUCCCACAAAUUUCCUGCCCAAGCUGCAGUUUACCCUCGUCGUUCAUCGGUGUCGGAUAAAGAUGGAGGGCAUGGAGUACACUUACCCGCCGGCGAGCACUGGCCAAUAG
Molecule: messenger RNA, 1209 nt
Organism: Peronospora matthiolae
Lineage: Eukaryota; Oomycota; Peronosporomycetes; Peronosporales; Peronosporaceae
Source: the annotation of a GenBank genome assembly